This is a messenger RNA of Cinara cedri, 342 nucleotides long. NCBI's taxonomy places the organism in Eukaryota, Metazoa, Arthropoda, Insecta, Hemiptera, Aphididae. The record is from the annotation of a GenBank genome assembly.
AUGGACAAAUGGUUAAACAAAAAGUCAAUGACUCAAAGUCAAGAAAUAACAGAGACAAUAUCUGCGUCAACAGUUAAAAAAAGAAAAUUAAAUUACGGCGAGCAUUCAACAAGUUCUUGUGAGUCGAAACAAAAAAAUGCUUUAAGAAAAUAUUGUUCCGAAUAUUUGCGAAUUGGAUUUUCAUGGAACGGAGACGAAGAACACCCACGUCCACAAUGUGUUAUUUGUGCAUGUAUACUUGCAAAUGAGAGUAUGCGACCAAACAAACUACAUCGACAUAUAUUUACGAACCAUCCAGAAAUGAAGAAUAAACCACUAGAGUUUUAUGGAAGAAAACUCUGA